Carassius gibelio (silver crucian carp) is the source of this 5214-nucleotide messenger RNA. Its product is annotated as transcription factor E3. Gene Ontology annotation, biological process: regulation of transcription by RNA polymerase II. Gene Ontology annotation, molecular function: RNA polymerase II cis-regulatory region sequence-specific DNA binding; DNA-binding transcription factor activity, RNA polymerase II-specific; protein dimerization activity. Gene Ontology annotation, cellular component: nucleus. The transcript has 10 exons. Bases 409 to 2037 code for a protein of 542 amino acids. The record is from RefSeq and is a predicted model, not a curated record. NCBI's taxonomy places the organism in Eukaryota, Metazoa, Chordata, Actinopteri, Cypriniformes, Cyprinidae.
CUACACUCGGCUGAUCAUGGAGCGUCACUCUGGUGUUUUCCAGUCAGAUUACUCCCCUCGGUGUGCGGAGAAGAGAGCGAGAUAACUGUUUGCACAGCAGCAGCCAGACUUUGAUAGAGUAACUAACUAAGGACUUUGGACUUCUAAGACGCAUUUAUUUUUCAUCAAGCUGUAGUGCAGACUGAUAAAGAAAGCCUCGACACGGGAGUCUGAGGAAACGCAUUGACCAGUUGUGCAGUAAACGUCUCGCUAGCGGUCUGGAAGCGCGGCGAUCCUAUAUUUCAACCAACUCUGUUUGAAACAACUGGUUUUAUUUUGUUUGUGAACUUUAGCUCAGAUUAGUAUCAUUCUAGGUUAUUCUAGUUCGUUUAUUUUGCUCUUUUUAAGUUCCAUUUUACACCUGGAGAAAUGUCCAGCCUGCUUCUCGUCAAACCCGAGAAAGGAAGACCGGAAGCGGCGUUACCUGGGCAACAGGCGCCGCACGAGCGUCCUCAGACCGUCUACGUCAUGUUAGACUCCUCAGCCGAAUCUGUCAAUCUCAUCAGCGUUGAACCCCUUCUUCCUGAGUCUGGGAUCGUGGAAGAUAUUGAGGUAGAAGGUGUUUUCUCCACCGAUUUGGACACUUUCUAUGAGCUGAAGAGUCAACCCAUCAUCCCAAGUGGCUCUGUGACCUCUGCUGACCCCGUGACCCCAGCCGGCUCCGUCAUGACAUCACGCGUGUUGAUGAGGCAGGAGCUGAUGCGACAGCAGGCUCAGGACCAGGAGAGACGGGAGGCCCAAAAACAGGCCUCCAGUGCUCCGCAGCGGCCCGCUGGUGCCACACCUGCUAUCUCUGUCGCAUCCACCCUGCCGGCCACCCCGACCCAAGUGCCCGUAGAAGUGCUCAAGGUUCAAACGCACUUGGAAAACCCGACUAAGUACCACAUCCAGCAAGCUCAGAGGCAGCAAGUGAAGCAAUACCUCUCUCACACCCUGAGCAGUAAAAUAGCCAAUCAGACUCUGGUGACAUCGCCCCCGCCCCAGCCUGCCUCCGCCCCUGAGUUGGCUCCUGCCGCCAGCAGCACUCCCAGCAGCCCUCUGGCGGUGCUCAGCCUGGGAACAAACAAAGAAGAGAUCGAAGACGUCAUCGAUGGAAUCAUCAGCCUGGAAUCGAGUUUAAACGAUGAAUUUAUGACACUGAUCGACUCGGGUUUGCAGCUUCCCAACACGCUGCCGAUCUCAGGAAACCUCCUGGAUGUGUACAGCAGUCAGGGCAUGGCGGCACCCACCAUCACCGUCAGCAGCUCCUGUCCUGCAGACCUGCAAAACGUCAAGAGAGAGUUGACUGAUGCCGAGGCAAAAGCUAUUAUGAAGGACAGACAGAAAAAAGACAAUCAUAACUUGAUUGAGAGGAGAAGAAGGUUCAACAUUAACGACCGCAUUAAGGAACUUGGAGCUCUCAUUCCAAAGUCCUCUGACCCCGAGAUGCGCUUGAACAAGGGCACCAUCCUAAAGGCGUCAGUCGAUUACAUCCGUAAGCUACAAAAGGAGCAGCAGAGAGCCAAAGAGAUGGAGACGAGACAGAGGAAACUUGAAAAUGCCAACCGCAGCCUGCUGCUGCGCAUUCAGGAACUGGAAAUGCAAGCUCGUCUCCAUGGCCUCUCCUCAUCUCAGAUCUCUGACUCCACGCUGACCCAGACACAGACUUUAACUCUAGAUCACAACCCCAACAACGACCUCUCCAAGACCCUUCUGUCCCUCAACCAGACCACGCCCUCUUCGUUCUUAUCUCCGCCUUCUUCCACCUCCUCAGUGGGUGGGACGGUCACCAGCCCUCUGGACCUCGGGACACUCAGCUUCGCCGAAUUGGAUGACCCCGCAGCCUCCGUGUUUAAUUCAGCCCUGAUGGCGGAUAUGGGGUUAGGGGAUAUUUUGAUGGAUGACAGCGGUGCUCUAUCGCCUGUAGGGGGUGCCGAUCCCCUGCUUUCCUCGGUUUCCCCAGGAGCGUCCAAAUCUAGCAGUCGUAGAAGUAGUUUCAGCAUGGAAGAAGACUUGUGACGUCUUUAAAUCGGACGAUAGUUUUCAUUUACGUUGCAAAUCCUGCUUGUGCGCUCCAUUGUCGGCCAGUAGAGGGCAGUGUAAUACUAAAGUCUUCAGUAAUCGCCGUACUGUAGAAAUCUGAGAUCCUCAAGACAUUUAUUUUAUUUUUUCUCGAGGUGACACAAAUAUAAAAAGACUUCAGGAGCAGACGCUGACAUUAAGAGCCUCAUUUGUUAUCAGGACCUCUGAUAAAUAUAUAGAAGAAUAUGUACAUAGAGAAGAUUUAGUGCUAAACAUCUAUUUUGUGUUUUUAAUAUGCAGUUGUAUGAAAAGUAGCACUAUAAUAUUAAUUAGUGGACACUCGCCACAUGAAUUUAUUAGAUGUUAAAAAAAAUUAAAAAUCAUGCCUGAAUAGAAAAACGUAUUAUUAUUAUUCUCACUCAUGUAGUGGGCUCCAAAAGUAGGAGAAUUCAAACCUGGAAUUAUGCAGGAUUUAAAUGAAUAAAUGAAUCAUAAAAAAAAAUAUUUUAGAUUCUGCACUUAAAAAGAUACAAACCAAAUCCUAAGAACUUAAAAAUUAUGCUAAUGAUAUACACUAUCAUUCAAAGGUUUGCAGUCAGUAGGAUGUUUUGAAAGAAAUUAAUACUUUAAUUUAGAAAUGAUGCAUUUAAAUUGAUCAAAAGUGACAUUUGUAUUGUUAAAAAAGAUUUCAGUUUUAAAUAAAGCUUUCAUUUCAUCAAAGAAUUAUAAACGUAAUGUAUCACAGUUUCCUAAAAAAUAUUAACUUUUAAAAAUAUAUAAUUAAAAAUAUAAUUUUAAUAUAAAGAUAUAAUGAUAAAAAUACAAAAAUAUAUAUUUCUUGAGCAUUAAAUCAGCAUAUAAAAAGAUUUCUGAAGGUUCAUGUGACACUGACAUCUGGAGUAAUGAUGCUGAAAAUUCAGCUUUGAUCACAGGCAUUAAUUCUUUAUUCAAAUAGAAAAUAUUUUUCAAAUUGUAAUAAUAUUUUACAAUAUUUACUGUAUUUUGAUCAAAUAAAUGCAACAAAUGACUUAUUUCACAAACUUAAAAAAAAAACUUCACCAGACCCAAACUUUUGAACAAUAGUGUAAAUCCUAAUGAAAAUGUUAUAUUAAAUGAUAAAUGUCUCAAACGUUUGGAGCUGACAGUAUGCCAGUGUUUACAGUAGUAGCUCAUCAGAUACAAAAGGGACAGGUGUGUUUUGUUUCACUUUUUUGAAUGUGUGAGUGUGUUAUCUGCACAUCGUACAUUGUGCUUUUGAUAAAGGUGACAGUAGACAUGUUUCUGAAAUGUCUUCAGGAAAGAAAAGAACAUCCUGUUCAGCUCGGCCUUCAUUUCCUGCUGGGAUUUUUGUGUUCUUCUCUGAUUCUGGUGUAUGAUUAUGGAGCAAAUUAAACCCAGCUUCCCAUCGAGCUUCUGAAAGAUGCAUGUUUGAUUUACAGGGACCUCAGAUGGCAUGAAGAAACACUUCAAGAGUCAAAAUAUGCAUUUCUAUCAUAGAAAUGUUAUGAUCAAUAAGUCAUAGCACCAUACAUGUUUAAUGUUAUGAGAUUCAACUCGAUUUUAAGUCAAGCUGAAUUACAGCCAAUACUUAAAAUAUACUUCAUUUAAGGCAGUAACUGGCCCUGUUAAAAACAUAUAUAUUUUUAAAGGUUUUGGCGUUUAUUUUUUUAAUAUAUAUAUAUAUAUAUAUACAGACAUGAAGAGUAGGGGUAGUUUUUUGUGUACAUUAGCUUUAGUAGCUUUAAUGCAACAUUGCAGCUCAUCUAUCUGUUGAUGUGUUUUUGUGAACUGUAUCUGUAUAUUAUAAGCUGAUUAGCACAAUAGCUAACAUGCAUUCAGAAAAGAGUUUUUAGUCUUUAUCACAUAUAUCAAGUUAUAUUGUGUAUUAAACAAUCUAUUUUCACUGCUGUUUACUAAAAAAAUACAACUGAAUGACUUUAAUAUCCGUAAUGAUGGAUGGUUGUAGUAGCUAGCUGAUAGAGACAGAUUUACUUUUCUAAACAAUGUAAUAAAAAAACCUUCUAGAGAGAUCAUAAAACAGAUCAGUUGAAUUAUGAUAAAACUGUCAAACCUUGAUGCAGAAAUCUUUUACCUAAUGUAGUAUUUUGGUCAAAAAUGACCGGCCUUUUAAAAAUUGCUUGUAAAUCUCUCGUUUUGCUAUAUUAUCACCAAAUAUUGGAUUAAAUCUUUUUUUUUUUUCUCGAUUACCGCAGGUUUUAUAUCUGGAAUUGAUUGGUCAGGACUCAAGCCUCAUUCAUUUGGGUAAAUUUUGAGUGAAAAAGCAAAAUUUGUGGAUCAUUUGGGCAAUGUUUUCUCAAAACUGAGGUGGAUAAGUUCAGAUCAGUGAGGCCUACAAUCAACCAGUUUAAAAAAAGAAAUACAGAAGAACGUGCUAUGUAAAAGAAAAGAAAAUCCAAUAAUAUGCCAUAAGAAGAAAAAAAAAAAAGUAAAAAAAGUAUCUAAACAUUUUGGCAAGUUGUGAGCAAAAUCAUUUUUUUAGUCAAAUGCAAUAACAUUUAACAAGCAUUUUUGGGGAAAAGAAAAUCAGCCAGAUUUUUGGGAUCUAUGCAAUGUCAGUGUGAUCCGUUCAGUGACUCUUUAAUGUGGUUUUGUCUGUUGUCUACAGCUCGUGUUCAGCUGCUUGUGAGUGCACAAUCACCUCUAAAGAUCAGUAACCAUAGGGAAUCAUUUAAGUACUCGAGUUAUUAAGUGCUUUUGUAUAUAUUUCUCUGAUGCUUCCGUGUUGGAUGUCCAGUGAUGGGAUUUGGGUAUUUCAUGUGUGUUUAGGAGGACAAAAAAAUGUCCUCAAACUUGCAUCAGUUCUGUGUCCGGUGCUGUUAAGAGCUUAAACUGUCUACGAAUUAAUUAAAAACCUUACAGUCGACUGUAUAACUGUACUGCAGCAGGAGACUAGAGCGUUUACAUUGGUCUGAUGAGUACAUACAGUACUUGACAACAUCCUGUAGAUGUCCACUGUCCGCUCAGACUUGAGCAAAGGGAACGUGCUUGUGGUUUAAUCUGUAUUUCAGUAUGUUCACGGUGCUUGUGGAUGUUUAUUCCUGUAUUUUCUUUACAAUAUUGAAACAAGCAACAGUAAUGCAGAUUUCUUUUUGUACUCUUCAAUAUUUUGAUUUAUUUUUUAAGAAAGAUGUAUAAAUAAAGUUGUAAAACAGC